GGCGACGAGGCCACCUACGCUGAGGAGCGGGCUGGCUGGACAGGCGGAGGUUGGUGGCGCCAGGAGAGCUCGGCCUGGGACGGGGGAAGAAGCCUUGACGCAGGCCUGUCAAAGACAGCACCGAACUACGAGUUGCUGAAGACCGACGGCUACAAAGUUUUCAGGCGCAAGCUGGAGGCGGCAGAGGCUACGGAGGAGAUAGACCUGGACCUGCUGGAAACAGACGACGCCUUCAGGCCGCUGUUCAAGGUCCUGGACGAGUACUACAAGUACGACAAUCAGACUGAGUUGCCAGCCUGGACAUAUCAGUUUUUCGGCAGGUUCGCCCGCAAGGACAAGGAGUCGAUGAAGCUGUACUGCCUGCGCCAUCAGCGCGACCUCAUGAAGCUGAAGGAAGUAGGCAUGGAGAUCCCAGAUAUGCUGGCGGGCUGGCACCUCCUCACGAGAGCGGCGAUCCCACCGUCGGGCGCCGCCCAGGUUCGGAGUCAAUGCGUAGACGGUCUCAGCUUGCAAAAGGUGAGGAAAGCCCUGCUCGACACGUACGGAGCCGAAGGUCUGCCCGACAAGCGCGUUAUCAAGCGAGUUGAGAGGAUGCUGCUCGGACAGAACGCCAAGGACGAUGCUCAUUACACGAAUGACUACGAGUGGGGGCGAGGCCUGAGCUACGAAGACACGUACCUGGAGGAGGAAGAGUACGAGGACGAAGACGAGCACGAGUACGAGGACGCUGACGAGGAGGCCGAGAUCGCAGAGGAGUUGCCGCAGGAUGUCGAGGACGCUCAGCUGGCGUGGGACGAGGCCUACCUGAGUUCCGUGGAUGCAAAGAAGCGCGUGGCUGAGAUCGCGAAGUCCCGAGGCUUUUGCCCGAUCGUCGCCGUGGCGCCGGACAACAACUACCAGCGUGAGGCGCGACCCGCUCGAUCACCAGGUAAAGGCAAGGGACGCGGACGCGGAAAAGGCAAAGGCAAAGGGGCAAGUCAGCCACGUCGAGAUCCACCAGCGUUCAAACUCCCGAAGGCCCCGUUCGUCCGCACUCAGGCUGCGCCGAGCGCGGGAUCGACCGGGACAGGCUCGACGCAGCAGCACGGCCCGAGGUUCAAGAGGUUUCGCCACGGCGGGUUCGCCAGGACGGAGACCGAGUCAGGCAACAUGGUCGAGGACAUCGAGAAGCUGGAGUGCGCGAACUCGACCGAGGCGGUGUUCUUGCUGACCGUCUGGGCGCAGUGGGAGGAGCUGCUGCGCGUGAAGCAGUUGCUGCGCGAAGUCAAAUAUGACAAAAGCGACCGACGGUUCAGGUUCGGAGACGGGAAGACGCUGGAGGCUAAGGAGGCAGUGACGUUGACGGCGUGGCCGUUCGGCGUCAAGAAGCAGGUCGCCACCCACCUCGUCAAGGGGUGGACGCGGCUGCUCAUCGCCAGGCCCUGCAUGGAUCAGUGGGGUCUCAUCCAGGACUACGGGGCAGGUGCGUUCAUGAUGCAGGAUCUCCCCGACAAGGGUUGGAUGAAGUCCGAGCGUGAAGGGAAAGGCCACUUCAUCAUCGACCUGCUUGGCAGCGCCGGGAAGGAAGCGGACGACGCCAUGAACGAGGGCGCUCCCACGGACGGCGAGGAAAGCAGCGACGAUUCGACGGACAAGGACUCGGAGGGGAGCUCGGUGAAGGGCGAGACCGAUGGGGGCAGCGACUCGUCGGUGCCAGACGCCGACGCCUACUACCUCGAGACCGUCACGGAGUUUUACGACACCGGCAGCGACGACGAGGCGCUGACGACCGAGGAGCUCGCGGAGGCAGGGCUCACCGACAUGGAUGCGGACACCUACUCGGGCCUGACCUUGGCCCUGGAGCAAGCGGAGACCGACAUGAAGGAUACGCUCAGAGGACCCCGCAAGCGCGUGGUCUGGGAGGUCUUUGUGGACACAGGAGCUUUGUCGGAGGAGCUGCUGGAGUUCCCGCAGGUCAAGGUGGUCCAGUUCAGGAUCUGGCGCUCUUGGCAGUAUGUCAACGAGAAGCUUUCGGAGGAGCACACGAAGGAGAUCAACCUCACCAGACAGCGAGAGGAGAGGACGUUUCUCAAGAUGCUCGACCAGUGCAGGCUGGGCGCGAAGUUCGAGAUCAAGGACAAGCUCAUGCCGUACCAGAAGCCUACGCGACUCCAGUCCACGAGCGAGGAGUUCAUACACCACAUGAGCAUGCUGUGCCGCUGCACCGAGGAGCACGUGGUCUUACGCGGCAAGCUUGCCCAGCAGGCUCAGAAUUACCCGAGACCGAUGGCGAGAAGGAUGGCCUACUUGAUCGCCUACCAGGGCAUGGCCGACGACAUUGAGGAUAUCAACACCGCCGAGGAGGUCUACAAGGAUAUCGACGCCAUCGAGUACACCGACGUAAUGCAAGAGCUGAUGAAGCGUUUCAACGUGUCGACGAUCAGGGCGGUCAAGCGCGCUCAUAUCAGCCUGGGCCACCCCUCAAACGCGGCGCUGGCAACCGCCAUGAAGCGCGCGAAGGCCCCGGCAGAAUGGACUCAGUGCGCCAAGCUCUUCCAGUGUGAAGUUUGCCUGAGCAGGAGGCGACCUCGAGCAGCACGCGCGGCUGUACUACCACAAGCUAGAAUGUUCAAGGAGGUCGUGAACACCGACGUCUACUACGCCACUUGGAAGAACAAGGAGCGGAAGAUCUUGGCCCUGAACGAGUUCACGCGCUACGAAGUGGACUACCCGAUCGCGAAGGAGACUUUCAAGAAGGAGGUGAACCUGUUUCAGAAGUUGUGGAUCAGCUUGGCCGGCAAGCCCGACACCAUGAGGAUGGACAUGGCAGGCUCGCACACGUCGAGAAAUAUGCACCAGUGGAUGAGCAAGCAUGACAUCACACUCGACCUGAUCCCGAAGGGCGCGCGCCACAAGCUUGGGCUCAUGGAGCGCAGCCAUGCGGUCAGGAGGGAGCAGCUCAGCAAGUACCACCUGCAGUUUCCCGACGACUCGCUCAAGACCGCGCUCAGGAUGACCGCCAGCCAGCGGAACAUCUUACGCAACGUGCUCGGGUAUUCGCCCGCGACGCUGGUGCUGGGCACACAGCCCAAGGUACCUGGCGCUCUGUGCGACGAGGACUUCGGCCUGGCGGAGCAGGCCGCGCUGGUCGACCCCAAGAGCGAGGUGCACGAGAUGAUGGUCAGGCGCGCUGCGGCGGGGGCGGCUUUCAUCGAGGCCAUCUGCUCUCGCGCCGUGCGAGCUGCGCUGUUGGCGCGCAGCAGGCCGACGCGCCGCGAGUGCCAGAUCGGCGAGUGGGUCUACUUCUGGCGACCCGAGAUGUCGACGGGCCUGGAGAAGUGCCAUUGGCAUGGCCCGGCGGCGGCGGCGGCGGCGGUGGAGUCGAAGGUCAACGAGGACGACGUGAUGCACGCGUCGGUGGCGUGGGUCACGCACGGGCGCACGAUCUACCGCUGCACGGUGGAGCAGCUCCGUCCCGAGCUGACGAGCGAGACCCGAUAA
Prorocentrum cordatum is the source of this 3480-nucleotide messenger RNA. The record is from the annotation of a GenBank genome assembly. Lineage: Eukaryota; Dinophyceae; Prorocentrales; Prorocentraceae.